Triticum urartu is the source of this 658-nucleotide messenger RNA. RefSeq names its product alpha-amylase/trypsin inhibitor-like. NCBI's taxonomy places the organism in Eukaryota, Viridiplantae, Streptophyta, Magnoliopsida, Poales, Poaceae. Gene Ontology annotation, molecular function: serine-type endopeptidase inhibitor activity. The record is from RefSeq and is a predicted model, not a curated record.
CUCUUGCCUCUCUCAAUCCAUACAUGUAGCUGCUUAGCAGCAGAUCAUGGACACUAUCCUUGCCCAUUAGGCCAAGAGAGUGAAUCAACGACCAACAAACUUUCAAUGGCAUCCAACCAUCGCCGCUUCCUCCUCUCCGGCGCCGUCUUGCUCUCGGUCCUCGCCGCCGUGGCCGCCCUGGAGAGCGUUGAGGACGAGUGCCGGCCAGGGGUGGCCUUCCCGCACAACGCGUUAGCCACCUGCCACACCUACGUGAUCAAACGGGUCUGCGGCCGCGGUCCCAGCCUGCCCAUGCUGGUGAAGGAGCGGUGCUGCCGGGAGCUGGCGGCCGUCCCGGAUUACUGCCGGUGCGAGGCGCUGCGCGUCCUCAUGGAUGGGGUGCGCGUGGAGGGUGGCCACGUGUUGGAGGGCCGCCUUGGUGACAGGCGUGACUGCCCGAGGGAGGCACAGAGGGAGUUCGCCGCCACGCUGGUCACGGCGGCGGAGUGCAACCUGCCGACCGUCUCGGGGGUCGGGAGUACACUUGGUGCUACCGGCAGAUGGAUGACGAUCGAAUUGCCCAAGUAAUGAAGCGGAGUACUCUACUGGCAGAUGGAGUACUGUACAUAGAAUAAAAGUACUCAAGUGAGAACAAAUAAAUAAAGCUUGUGACUUGUGA